AUGGGUCUUGGAGGUUCAGGUGGUUUAGUUGAUGGGGUGAGCGUGGAACUAAAGCAUAAUCACGGGAUUGAUCCGGCAAAUUCUAAGCUUGUGAAGGAGUACCGCAUGAAGCAAAUGACCUCCGAAUUGAAGAAGAGGCUUGUAGAUUUCUAUGAGCAAGGUGUACCAAUUUCUCAAAUACACAGUUGCAUGGCGACCGAACGAAAGGGUAACAUGGAUCUCACAGUAAAAGAUUUACAACAUGAGGUAUACAAGGCUAGGCGGUUAAAGAUGCUUGGAGGGGACUCAGUGGCAAUGAUGGAGAGGCUUAAGGAUGUGUUGUGGGUGGAUGCAAGAAGUAGGGUAGCUUAUGAGGACUUUGGUGAUGCGGUUUGCUUCGACGCAACAUACCUAACGAAUGAGUACGAGCUCCCAUUUGCGAACUUUGUUGGUGUGAACCACCAUGGGCAAUCGUUGUUGUUGGGAUGUGCUCUUGUUUCACAUGAAGACUGCGAUACGUUUGCGUGGAUAUUUCGACAGUGGUUAGCUUGCAUGAACAAUCGAGCUCUUAAAGCCAUAUUGACCGACCAAGCGGCAGCUAUGCGGAGGCCCCUUGCUGAAGUCAUGCCGAACACGGUGCAUCAUUCGUGCAUAUGGAAAAUCAUGAGCAAGAUCCCUGAGAAACUUGGCAAGUGUGCACUUUACAAAGAGUUCGUCAACCCCCUCAAAGAGCUGGUGUAUGAGAGCUUUGACCCCGACGAGUUCCAAACCCGAUGGGCAGAGUUUAUUGCUGAGUAUAAGUUGGAGGACAAUGAAUGGCUACAGAGCCUACGCAAAGAGAGUCGUAUGUGGGUGCCUGCGUACGUGAAGGAGUUUUUUUGGGCCGGUAUGAAGACCACACAAAGGGUGGAGAGCAUCAAUCGGGUUUUUUACGGCUAUGUGAACCGCAAAACAAAACUCCAUGAGUUUCCUCAAAAGUAUUGCAUGGCCUUGGAUCAACGCGUUCGAGAUGAACUGAGUGCAUAUGCACGUUGCUCGAAGUACCUUAGGAGGUUGGUUAGUGGAUUCAAAGUCGAAAAAAUAUUCCAAAAGUUAUACACGGACAACAAGUUUCAAGAAGUUCAAAAGGAGUGUACAAGAAUGAUGUAUUGCAACGUCCGUGGAGAGAAGGUUUUGUCUGAAAACCUUAUUCAGUAUUCGGGGGUCGAUCGUGUAUGGAUAGUACCUCCCGGUGCGAGUGAGGAUGUCAUUACAAACAGGCGAAGAACCUAUAAUGUUACUUUCUGUCCAAUGACAAAGGAGGUGCAGUGUGACUGUAGGAAGUUUGAGACAAGUGGCAUACUUUGCAAACACUGUAUUAGGAUUUUGGAUGAAAACUUGGUUGAAGAUCUACCAGAGAAGUACAUUGUAGACUGUUGGAGGAAAGACAUACCCCGGAAGCAUACUAGGGUGAAGGUGGCCUACCAUGAUCCGGGGGACACGGUAAAUGUGAAGAGAUUCAACAAAGUGAUGCGAAUAUUCGAGCCCUUAUGUGAAACUGCUGCCUUGGUGGACGAUCAAACGGUCCAUAUGGUAAUUGAAACACUAUCGAAGCUUCAAUUAGAUGUUAAUGAGCGUAGGGACAAGAAGAGUAAGGAAAUUGUUCCUGUAGUUAGUACAUUGUCAUCAGCCACUGAAGGCAGAACGUUUUUCUCAGUUAGGAAUCCUACUCCUGAUGCUACUGCCGUAGACUCCUGUCCAGCUGCCAUGGACCUUGUUAUCAAAGACCCUAUAAUUAAGAAAAGGAAAAGGGGCAGGCCUAAGGGUUCAAGGCACAAAACGUUAGCUGAAACUGGCUACAAGAAAACCAACACGAGUAAGAAGCCUAGCCUGCAUGCAGGAAAUGGUGUUGAGGAGGAUGCUGGAAGUGGUGGUGAGGAGGAGGAUGCAGCAGCAAAUGGUGUCGGGCAGGAUGCAGGUGUUGAGGAGGAGGAAAUGGUGUUGCAGGAUCUGUUAUUUAGGAGGAUGCAGGAAAAGGCAAGAAUGGCAGAACCCGGUAAGACAAAGGGGAAGACAACAAAUGCAGGAAAUGGUGUUGAGGAGGAUGCUGGAAAUGGUGGUGAUGAGGAGGAUGCAACAGCAAAUGGUGUUGAGGAGGAUGCAGCAACAAAUGGUGUUGGGCAGGAUGCAGGUGUUGAGGAGGAGGAAAUGGUGUUGCAGGAUCUGGUGUUUAGGAGGAGGAUGCAGGAAAAGGCUAGAAUGGCAGAACCUGGUAUGUCAAAGGGGAAGACAACAAAGGGGAAGGGGAAGGGGAAGGCAAAUACGUCUUCUCGGAAGCUACCUGUAAGUUUCAAUACUAAAUUUAUGUCAUUUCUACCUCAGUGA
Chenopodium quinoa (quinoa) is the source of this 2343-nucleotide messenger RNA. Its product is annotated as protein FAR-RED IMPAIRED RESPONSE 1-like. The transcript is spliced from 5 exons. Gene Ontology annotation, biological process: regulation of DNA-templated transcription. Lineage: Eukaryota; Viridiplantae; Streptophyta; Magnoliopsida; Caryophyllales; Amaranthaceae. The coding region runs from base 1 to 2343 and encodes 780 amino acids. The record is from RefSeq and is a predicted model, not a curated record. Gene Ontology annotation, molecular function: zinc ion binding.